Cladocopium goreaui is the source of this 1257-nucleotide messenger RNA. The record is from the annotation of a GenBank genome assembly. Lineage: Eukaryota; Dinophyceae; Suessiales; Symbiodiniaceae.
GGCUCUCUGUGAGUUCAUGCCGCGAUGUCUAUGUCUGUUGAGCUUGCGAGGGCAGCCCGACUUCGACGGCAUGGUGGUUACUUUUUCAAAUUUAUCAUCUUCCCGGUGCUGAUGAUGUUGGCAGCUCCUGCCAUGGUACCCAGCCUUCCCAGCCCUUUUCGCGCCUGGAAUUUCGCCUUCGGCUCCAACAUGGAUGUGUCCACUCGGCGACGAAGACAGCUGGCACCCACUGAAAUUCGACCCGCAGUGGCAGAGGGAUGGGAGCUGCACUUCAGCCUGCCGGGCAUUCCCUACAUUGAACCAAGCUUUGCUGCCUUGAGACCGGGGAGCAAUGUGAGCACCCAUGGGGUGUGCUUGGAGUUGGAUAGGGAGAGCUGGCUGCGAUUGCUAGUGUCUGAAGGUGUCCUCGGACCGGAUGAAGCCAAUGGGCUGAAAUCGGAAGCCUUGCAGGAAAUUUUGGAGCUGGCAGCGAGACCCAGAGAUGGCUUUGGAUACAGGCUACUACCCAUAGAGGUUGGAAUGUAUCAAAGCAGCUCCAAGCAGACUGCCUACGCCUUCGUGGACGCCAAAGCCGAAGCUCCACCCCUGCUGCCGCCGUCGCAACGUUAUUGGCGCCUGUUGCGCAACGGAGCGCGGAAACAUGGCUUGGACCGGAACUACCGGGACUACCUGCUGUCACUUCCCAGGUAUGUGCCCUCCUUGUUAUCUCCCGCUGCUUUGCCCACCCUGGCCGCGUCGGCCAUCUCUUCGAUGUCGACCGGUGACGUCGGCCGCGUGGCGCAGUGGCCGGGCCUUGAAGGGCCAGCAGCGGUGGCGAAGGGCCGCUUGGAAAUUGGACACCACUUCCCUUCAGCUUGGUCGCGUUUUUGCACUACACCCAGAGAGAAAUUGUUGACCUCAAUGCGAGAGCUCAUUGGCAAGGAGUCUUCAAUUGUCUACGUUGCAUGAGCGCCAAUUUUCUGCAAAAGACCAAGCAGAGUCCCAGAGAAGUCUGGGAUCGUUCCUUUCCCGUUGGGGAAUCUCUAGGGUAAGAAGGUUAAACCAUUUUAUCCGCUUGUUAGCAGGGUCAGAGAUGCCCUUGCUGCCAUGGCUGUUGUUGAAGCACGUUGCAACAACUUGCUCUUGCACGCCAUGAAAUCGGAACUCCGUUUAUUUAAGGAGAAGCCUCAGACCAGUGCCAGCACGUCAAAAGGCCCCAGCCUUUGAACGCAACUCCUCUAGACAGCGACAGCCUAAGGGGCUUGACACAUGGCCAAG